AUGGACUUUGUGGGCCCUUUACCGGAAUGCGAAGGCUUCAACAUGGUACUCAACGUCAACGACCACUUCAGUCGUCGUGUCAUCUGCAUUCCCUGCAGGGAUACCACGGACUCAGGCCAGCUUGCCCAACUCUUCCAUGAUCACGUCUACAGCGAACACGGCCUACCACGCAAGAUCAUCACGGAUCGCGGCUCUACCUUUGUUUCCUCGUUCACGCGCGCUCUCAUGGACCAACUUGGCAUCGUCGGGAAUCCCUCCACGGCAUAUCACCCGCAGACCGACGGACUCACCGAGCGCUAUAACCAGGAACUCAAGACCUUCCUUCGCCUCUACGUGAAUUAUCACCAGAGCGAUUGGGUCAAAUACCUCAAGUCGGCGCAGUUCUCGUACAACAAUACAAUCCAUUCCUCGCAUCACAAAACACUGUUCUACGCCUCUGAGUGA
Peniophora sp. CBMAI 1063 is the source of this 444-nucleotide messenger RNA. The record is from the annotation of a GenBank genome assembly. Lineage: Eukaryota; Fungi; Basidiomycota; Agaricomycetes; Russulales; Peniophoraceae.